AUGGGUUCCCAUAGCUCCAACCUGGAUGAUAUCCUGGAGGAAGACAUGCACCACUGGUAUACCAAAUUUAUGAAGGAGUCUCCUUCAGGGCUUAUCACACUCUUCGAGCUCAAGACUAUGCUUGAGAUGACCGGUAUGACGGAGGAGGCCAGCAGCUACGUAGACCAGGUCUUCUUUACCUUUGACAUGGAUGGGGAUGGCUACAUAGACUUUGUUGAAUAUAUAGCAGCAAUAAGUUUAUUAUUGAAAGGGGAAAUUAACCAAAAACUAAAGUGGUACUUCAAGCUCUUUGAUCAAGAUGGAAACGGGAAAAUUGACAAGGAUGAAAUGGAGACUAUAUUUAAGGCUAUUCAAGACAUCACCAGGAUUUACGACACCCCUCCAGAAGAUAUUGUGACACUUGUAUAUGAAAAGAUCGAUACCAAAGGAGAAGGUGAGUUGACGUUGGAGGAGUUCAUCAGUGGAGCGAGGGAGCAUCCCGACAUCAUGGAAAUGCUCAGCAAGAUGAUGGAUCUUACCCACGUCCUGGAAAUCAUUCUCAAGGGUCAAAAGAAAGCUGUGAAAUGA
Scomber japonicus (chub mackerel) is the source of this 567-nucleotide messenger RNA. It is a transcript of the gene guca1c, whose product is annotated as guanylate cyclase activator 1C. The transcript is spliced from 4 exons. The record is from RefSeq and is a predicted model, not a curated record. Gene Ontology annotation, molecular function: calcium sensitive guanylate cyclase activator activity; calcium ion binding. The coding region runs from base 1 to 567 and encodes 188 amino acids. NCBI's taxonomy places the organism in Eukaryota, Metazoa, Chordata, Actinopteri, Scombriformes, Scombridae.